Messenger RNA from Ricinus communis (castor bean), 1870 nucleotides. RefSeq names its product probable protein phosphatase 2C 6. The coding region runs from base 234 to 1433 and encodes 399 amino acids. The record is from RefSeq and is a predicted model, not a curated record. The transcript has 4 exons. Gene Ontology annotation, biological process: protein dephosphorylation. NCBI's taxonomy places the organism in Eukaryota, Viridiplantae, Streptophyta, Magnoliopsida, Malpighiales, Euphorbiaceae. Gene Ontology annotation, molecular function: protein serine/threonine phosphatase activity; cation binding.
GUUGGAAAAAAGCUAGUGAGUACGACCUCACGCAUUGCACAGUGAAUCCUCCAGCCUUAUAUUUUUAUUUUGCUACACAAAAAAGCGUGUGUAAUCAGACUCACACGUGUCACAUUCUUAUCUGUGUGCUUCUUCUUCGUUUUGUUUCAUCCCUUGCUCCUCUCCCCGCUUCUUUUUUUCUUUUUCUUUUUUUUCCUUUUUCCCUCUUCUCGCCCUUUUACUAAUCACACUGAAUGGAACCUUCAGAGGAUGACGAAGAGCAACUCAGACGAGCCGACUCACUCCCUUACAUGGAGCUAGCAUCAACAACAAGCUCUGGCUUAUCAUUAUCAAUACUAAGUAGCACUGAAGAUUCUCAUAGUGCUACAAGCACCGGAUACAUCUCUACAACUAGUGGUAGCUCCGGAGAGAUUCCAGCCGCUGUGGUAGCAGAGGCGGCAGUAAUUCCAACGGAUGCGGAGGCUUCCCCGACGGAGGAGCUGUCCACUUUAAUGGUGGCGCCGAUGAGUGUGACGGAAAAGUGUGUGGGGAAGAAUAAUAGAGGUGUAAGUUGGGGAUUCACAUCAGUAAUUGGGAGACGGGGGGAGAUGGAAGAUAGCGUUGCCGUUAUACCGGGAUUUGUGUCACGCACGUGCUAUCACGUGGGUGGAUGCAUUGCUCCUGGUUCAAGAACUUCUGCUGAGAUCUCUCCAAUUCAUUUUUUCGGUGUCUAUGAUGGUCAUGGUGGCUCUCAGGUUGCCAACUACUGUAAAGCGAGAAUGCAUGAAGUAAUAGCAGAAGAAUUGGAUCGUGAAACAAUUGAUGGGUCUGAAUGGCAGAGAAAGUGGGAAGCUGCUUUUACUGGUGGUUUUAAGAGGGCUGAUAAUGAGGUCUUGAAAGAGGCUCCAGAAAUGGUCGGUUCCACUGCAGUUGUGGUGGUUUUAUCCGGUUGUCAAAUUAUUACAUCAAAUUGUGGUGAUUCAAGGGCAGUUCUUUGCCGUGGGACUCGAACAAUCCCCUUAACUGUCGAUCAGAAGCCAGAUAGACAAGACGAACUCUUGAGAAUUGAAGGAGGGGGAGGGAAAGUCAUAAACUGGAAUGGUGCUAGGGUGUUUGGGGUCCUUGCCAUGUCGCGAGCCAUAGGUGAUCGGUAUUUGAGGCCAUGGAUAAUCCCAGUGCCUGAGAUCAGUUUCAUGGCAAGAACUGAUGAUGAUGAAUGCUUGGUUUUGGCAAGUGAUGGUCUUUGGGAUGUUAUGACAAAUGAAGAGGUUGGGGAUGUGGCUCGCCGGCUAUUAAGAAGGUGGCGCAGAACAAUGUCAUCUGAUGAGAUUUCUCCCGCGCAAGCUGUGGCUGAUAAUCUCACUGAAAUAGCCUAUGGCAGAGACAGUUCUGAUAACAUUUCUGUCAUUGUUGUUGAUCUAAAACCCAAGAGAAAGCGCCAGGCGAGGCAGUGAAAAAAGGGAGUAAACCAUUUCCUUUUCCUCUAAUUUCCCUGGAAUACUCCAAUUGUUUCUCAUCUUAUUUUGUCAGAGAUGAUAAAAUGCAGGAUUGAUCUACUUUAAAGUUCCUUCUGAUGUUUCCUAACCUGCAGCCACAUGACCUGCAUGGAGCUGACUGGCAAGCAACUUCUGCUCCAUGACAGUCGUAUUAUGUUUUUAUUACAAGAAGGCUAAAUAAAACUUACUUGCAGUUGUUUGGCCUAGGAAAAACACUAACUUAAAGAAGAGAAAAAGUUGUUGCAUAAUAUGUAUCUAUGAAACAAAAUAUAUAAAAGAGAAAAAAAGAAAGAUAGUUCUUGUUUUAUUAUUUUAUUUUUUGUAUUGUGCUAAGCAUUACCAUGAAUUCUCCCCUUAAUUUUGUAUCUGUUUAUCAUUUGAUUUUUCUUUCGGUA